Molecule: messenger RNA, 3224 nt
Organism: Postia placenta MAD-698-R-SB12
Lineage: Eukaryota; Fungi; Basidiomycota; Agaricomycetes; Polyporales; Adustoporiaceae
Exons: 8
Coding region: 456-3224 (922 amino acids)
Source: RefSeq, a predicted model, not a curated record
GCCUGGCCAGCGCGCGCAGGGGCAUGCUCUAUCGCAGCGGUUAUCGUUCAUUUCACAACACGCCGGGGAUGGUCCGGGAGCUUCUUUGAAGGGGCACUAAGCAGCCUGGCCUGCUAGAAGAAGGCGCACCCGGGGAAAGGCCGCGUCCUGGCGUGCGAUAUUGGAAGGCAAGACCCAUGGCGAUCUGCGUGACGGGGGCAGACACGGCGGACGUGACGCCAGACAAUUGCAGGGGGUGACAGGCAGGGGGAGCACGGGACACCCGAAGAAGUAGGCAGGCAGCCUUCCCUGCAAGAAAAGCAACCUUCGCUGCCAUCGCUCGUCACGCCGUAUGUCGCGUCUUCCCGUUCGGAUUAUCGUGUCCCUCGGCCCUCAUAUUCGCGUGCCCAUGCCCUCUGUCUCUCGACUACCUCCUCCCUCCUUCUCGCUAGUCCCGCUGCCCAAGGCCGCCCGCCAUGUCUCCCGCCGCAUCCUCGUCGUCGUCGUCGGCGGCGGCGCCCAAGCCCGUCCUCGUGUCCACCCCGCUGGCCCCCGGCGUGCCCGCGCCCCAGCCCGCGCCUGUUCAAUCGCAACCGAAGACCGUAGCGCUCAACUGCAAGGGCCUCCGCUCCCUGCCCUACCGCCUCGCGCACCCGCCCUCCGUGCGCGGCAAGCUGUUCUCGCUCAGCAUCGUGCCGCGCUUCGAGGUGCGCCUGGACGACAUCCUCGACCGCAAACACCUGCCGCCGCUCGGCCUCAAGGACUUUGAGGAAUGGCUGCUCUUCGUCGAGCAGGCUGCCGAGAAUCUGUGCGCCGUGUUCGUUGCGCCGCGUGGGCUCUGGCUGACUUCCCGCAGCUACUUCAUCCUCUGGCUGCGUGACUACACGCAGCGCUACUCGGACUGGGUGCGCUGCACGAAGCUCUCCCGCAACUCAACAUACGGCGCCAACCCGCGCCGCGAGUACCGCACUACGUCCGCGCUCCCUCAGGCGAGCCCCGAGCUGAUGUACUCGUAUAUGCGCGCCAAGCGCACGUUCCUGACGCCCAACGGCCCCUUUGAGCUGGACGUCCCGAGCGAGGUGCUCGCGCCGUUCCACACACCGUCAGGAUCCAAGAGCGCGUGCAGUCUUACGGAAGGCCAGGAUGGCACGGCAAGCGAACACGCGCACACGGCGUGGAGUGGGACGACGUUUGCUUACGGAUCACCAUAUGGCUACGACUUUGCCGGCUUCGAGCGUGAGAUGGCCAACGCGCCCCUUCCGCCAGACCCGGCUGUGUUCGGGGAGCUCGGGGAAAUCGUGCGCGAGAUGCUCCAGCAAAGUCUCGACCGCUUCGUCCUCGCGACGUACAAUAAUGUCGGCACGCCACGCGCGGUCUGCGGCAGUGCCGGCGGCAUGUUUAUUAGCCUCGUCGGAAGUGUCCCGCUCAUUGUCAACUUCGUGACGGGUGGUUCGCGAUGGUGGAGACUGGCCGCACUUCCCGGAGUGUGGCUCGGGCUGACGAUCUUCAUCUCUGCGAUGUAUGGGGUAUGCAUGAUGAUCUACGUGUUUGGCGACUUGCGCCAGCUCCGCUCGUUUGAGCUGGUACGUCCGCCAAUCUCGGCGCCUCAGCCGCACCCGUCGCCGUCGACGUCCGUCGCAUCGCUCUUCCAGCCGAGAUCUGCACCUAUGGCCCCCGGUGCGCCUCCGUUCACCCAGCUCAAUCCCUUCCGCCGCACGCAACGCCGCUCGAUUCCGGAAAUCAGCCCGCCGAUGGCUGUCGCUCGCCCGCAAUCCAUUACCUUCGUCGGUAUCACGGACGUCAGCGAGAGAAUAGAGGCCGGCCCUCCAAAGCUGCACCUUAUCACCCCAUCGCCUAUCUCACGUUGGUCCGAGGAGAGCGGCGUCCGUCCACCUCAACGCGCACUCACGCGCGGACCGCGCCGCCCUCGCUCUGCCGAGCGUGCCGUCUCCCGUGCUUCCACUCUCGCAUCGAUCUCUGAUGCGGAGUAUACCGACGACGAGGACGACGAGUGCGCGCAUGACAGCGGCUAUGAAGAGUCGGACUGUGAGUCGGACGACGCGCCCCAGAUUGAGAUUUCGGACGCGUACUACGACGAGCACCCGUCACCAGAGGGCCCUGCGACUGCGGCUUUCCAGGGCCCACGGGGGUUCGGCGCACCGCUAUGGCCCGACUAUGUUGCUAGUGACGAAGACGAGCUGAACGCGACAGCGGCAUUUAUUCACCCAUUUUCGUACGAAGACAUCGCGCGUGAGAAGGAGGGCGACCUGGAGGCGCAGACGGGCCGGGCAGCGGCAGCACGGCAGCCGGUAGACCCGUUCGAUUUUGAUGCGCUCCCACCGAGAAGACCACGCUUCGCAAACCCAGGACGGCACCGUAGCGUACAGAGCCCGACCUCGACGUGGUCCUCGCAGCACGGCGAGAAAGUCCCAGAAGCCCCGCAUGCGGUAACAUUGUCGCGAAAAGAUCUGAUCAAUCCCCGCAAGAUGCUGAGCGUGUGGCAGAGCAAGUGCAGCCCACAGAACGUCGUGAAAACCCACAUGGAGAAGGAGAAGGAGAAGUGUGAGAAGGAAGGGUGGGGUAUCGGGUGGGGUGUGGCUUCGUCCCCCGCCCCGCGCAGCCCAAUUGCGUCGUCCCCGACCGCGACGCUGGCGGGCUCUCCGGUGAAGGCGGGCUCAUUCACAUUCCCAGCUGUGUCCCCGACAAGCACGCUCGCACCCGGGAGCAUGUCAACGACGACGACGAUGCUCGCGGCGUUGUAUCCGGAGAAGGCAGAGAACGAGAAGAUGGAGACGCCGGGGAAGCAAAUUACCACGAAGGAGGUUGUGGACGAGAAGCCGAGGGAGCUGAAGACGGCGACCGCGCGCAAGAUCUCGUGGCGCCAACGAUUCAAGGCCGUGCAGGCCGUGCCUGCGUUCGCGGUGCCGCUGACGCCGGUGCUGAACCCGGUGGUGACGCGUGCGCAGUGGGAGAUCGUGGUGCGGAGUUCGAUGAUCGCUUUCGUGAUCGCUGCGCUGGUGGUUGGCGGGCUGACGGGCGCGCCGGUGGUCGUGAUUGGUGAUUUCCUGGCGAAGACGUCAAUGCGAUUCGGUAUCAGUGUCGUCGCUCUCUGCCGCUUGUCGCUUAUGGUGAUACACGUGGCGACGCUUCACCCGGCGGCGCCGUCCCAGAUACAGAAUGUCGACAUCUCGGCCACGCACUAUUACAACCCCUUCCCGCACGUCGUCCGUGCCGUCGCAGAGUAG